AGUGCUGCGAGUGAGGUGCGUUUGCUUUGAGCUCCUUUUCCCUUCGGAGUGUUCAGUGAAAUGAUGUGAAUUGCUGUGCUAUUUGGUGCUAAAGUGCAAAUACUCACGCGUGAGAAUGACGCUGUGGCGGAUAAAUGUGGCUGAGUGGUCAGCGGAACAGGUUGUCGACUGGCUCAAAGGUCUGGACAACUCCAUGUACCACUACGUGAACUCCUUCACCAACAACGAGGUGGGCGGCCAGGAGUUGCUCAGCAUCCGGCCGUACAUCCUCGAGCAACUGGGCAUGUACUCCAUCAGCCACCAGGAGAUCGUCCUGGAGGCCGUGCGGCUGCUCAGGAACUUCCACUUCAACCUGGACAAGGAGAAUCUGCAGUAUUUGGCGCUUCAGGUGGCGUCGCAGGCGUGGAGUCUGCACAAGCAGCUGACGUACUGCAAGGACAAGAACGUGAUCGAGACGAACAUCCUGAAGGAGGUCACGAGCACCGUGGCGACCAUCAAGCCGCUGAUCUGGUGGCUCGACAGGGCGCCGUUCAAGGGCCAGCGGCAGUUCAACGAGAUCCGCUCGAAGAUGCUGCGCCUCGGACUGGAGAUGGCCACGAGUGCGCACAGGGACAGAUUCGCCGACGAGCCCGUGAAUCAGAUCCAGACGAAUGCCGAGAAGUUGGCCAAACUGGGCGACUACAUCAUCCAGGACAUCUCGGAUCCGAUGCUGCUGCAGCCGGCGAGUCUGCUCCUCGUGACGCUGAAGAAGAAGGAGUCCGAUCUGGGCUUCAAUCUCAUGCCUGACGUCCACGGAGUUCACAAAAUAACCGACAUUCGCUACAACUCUCCGGCGCAUCUGUCCGGGAAGAUCGAGGAGGGCGACGAGAUUGUACAGAUCAACUACCAGACGGUCGUGGGGUGGCAGCACAAGAAGGUGCUGCUGCAGCUGCUCGAGUCCAAGCCCGACGUGCUGCUGACGCUGAAGAAGCGGCCGAAGCACAUGAAGAUCUACGGGCAGAUCUACAUGAAGCCCUAUCGCUUGCCCAGCAAGAAGCGCGCCAUGCACUACAGAUGGGGCGAAACGCUGCCCAGUCCGCGGGCAGAGCUGCUCUCCAUCAACGAUCUGCCGCUGCCGCUGUCGCGUCCGCUCGAGAAGCACGUCAGCGACUCGGAGUCCGACAGCAAUGGCAGCGACAUUCUCACGCCCACGGAGCCAAAGGCGCCCAAGGAUCUGCCGCUGUUCCUGCAGAAGUCGCGACCGGUGCUGCAGCGCAGGAACACGAUCUGUGGUGAUCAGACGUCGAGCUUCAAGAACCUGGGAAAUGUGGUGUUCUGGCAGGAGCGCAAGGACAAGUCGGUGUCCUUCGGCCACGGGCUGGAAAUUGCGCCGCGCCCCAACACUUUCAUAGCGCUCAAGGGUUCGCUGCCGGAGAUCAUGUCGGAGAAGUGCGGCGAGGAGAAGCAGGAGCGGAAGGAGAGCGAGCGCCAGGAGGAUUCUGACAGCGCCAGAAGGAGCGGCGUGAGCAAAGUCGUGAGAUUCGACGCGGAUCUGGAGGAGUUUGACUCGGAGAAUAAUUGCACUUUCAACGUUGACAACACUGUGAUCGAGACCUUCGAGCCCAUUCCGUAUGCCGACGAGGAUGAGCUCACGUCUCUGGAUUGUGGGAAUAUCGAGCAGAGUCACAUGGCGACCAAAAUGACGCCGGAGACGGGAGUUGUGCAGGCAAUCAACACGGCUCUGAUCAACAGCAAAGAAGGGCGCACGAAGAGGCUGGAAACUUGCGCUUCUGUGUCGAUUUGUGAUAGCAGCGACGAUGAUGACGACGAUGUUCCGCCGGCGAUUGAGCCGCGCAAGGAAUUCCUGCAGACGACGCCUCCGGAACCGCCGCCACGGCCCAGGAAGAACCUGGAAGGCGCCGGAGGAUUCAUAAAGCCGGGCAGCGAUGAUGUGAAGUCCAAGGUGGCGACUGUGGUGGAUCUGAAGAGCAGGGAAGCGUGUCAGAGCGUGGCGGAGGGCGUGAAUCAGCACCGAAGUCAGCCUCCGCCGCCGCCAAAGUUGCCCACGAUGAAGCACUUCCGUGAGGAGCCCUUCGAGGCGCUGGAGUUGUUCACGCCGCCCAAGACGAAGGGACUGACGCUGAAGAAGAAGAACUCGAUUCUGGCCAAGAGGCGCAAGGUGACGCUCAAGUGUCUCACCGUGAGCGACAUUCAGGGGCAUCUGUACAGGCGGACGAAGGACAAGAGCGGCGCCGCCUACUGGGCCAAAGGCUACUUCGUCCUCGUGGACACGGCGCUGUAUGGCUUCAAGACGAAGGACGCCGCGAAGGCGAACUGCCUCAUCUUCCUGUCGGGCUUCACGGUGUCGCUGGCGAAUGAGGUGCACUCGAAGGCGAACGCCUUCAAGGUGUAUCACGCCUCGAAGACGUUCUACUUCGCCGCUGAGACGCCCGAGGCGCUCGGCCAGUGGAUGGAGUUCAUCCGGAAUGCCACGCUGAAGGGGAAUCCCGCCAUUGGGCUGAGCACUGAGGUGGAUCUCAAGGAAAUCUUCACGGAGACUGAGAGUUCAGACGAUGAUUCGGAUCUGCUGACGCGCGGAACGUUCUCCUACGGCGGCAGUACGUCGAAUGUGAUGACUUCCAGUCUCGGGAAGACGUCUCAGGAGGGUGAUUCGACGCCUGUGACGACGACGAAGCAUGAAAAGUACCAUCUUGGUUUCGGGUCGCUGAAGAAGUUCACGAAAUCCAACUUGCCGUUCAGCAAGAGUGAGAAGAAGCCGUCGCCGGACAUUCCGACGCCCACGGCGCAGUUCAGAAGCUACCGGAAGGUGGUGAAUCAGGAGGUGAAGCCUGUGCCGGUGUGUCUGGAGGUGCCGCAAGCCAAGGCGCCACCACUGCCGGCGGAGAAGCCCACUGAGGAGUCCGUCUCCACGUUGAUGACGAAGAAGGCCAGACGGCCGGCGCCGCUGAAUUACAUCCACGCGUCGAAUCCGAAUCUGGUGGAUUUUGACUUUCACACGUCCAAGACGAUCGACUUCUCCGUGCCGAAGAUCAGCAGCACGUGGGAGGGGCAGCACAGUCUACAGGGCUUCAUGACGCUGAAGGAUCUGAUGCUGCAGAAGCAGGAGGAGGACGCCAAGGAGGUGUACAACAAUCGCGUGUUCCUGGGCAUGGAGAAGAAGGAGGAGCGCGGCGUGCGGAAGAAGAUCAGGAAGAACAGCAGUGGCGAGAGGUUGGCGAAGGUGCACAAUGAGAAUCCGAAGAUUGACAAGAUUCAGAGCAGGAGUCUGCCCAAGACGCCUGACUAUGCGCAGAGCUUCAAGCCGGACGAUGUGGACAUUAUCAUGACGAGGAGCAAGGAAGGGCUGAAGCUGAGGGAUUUCGGGUAUGAGUUCAUCUCAGGCGAUGAUCCGCAGGACGCCAGCAAGCAGAAGGGCGACUUGGAGAAGACCUGGCCCAAGAGAUCGGAUAAAGUGUCGCCGACUGUGACGAGUUGGUCGAAGAAGAAGGGCAACUGGAUCAUCUCCACGGAGAGAAAGAUCGACGAGGAGAAGAAUGCCCGAUCCGGAGGGAGUUUCAAGAAGUUCAAGCCUGGAAAGUUGGACAACAUCCUCACGACCAGCGACAAGAUGUUCUCCUUCAAGCAUGUGAGCGAGAAGGAAGCGCCCAAGACGCCGCUGAAGCCGCUCGAGAAGUACGCCGUCCUGAAGCCGGUGUCUUCCUACUCGCCAGUCAGUGUUCCGCAUGGGAAGAAGUCCAGUCUGCCGUUCGGCGGACUGCCGAGGAACGAUCUCAAGGAGAAUGUGUCCGUGAGCGAUGCCAGGAAGGCGAGCGUCGAGAGGAGCGCUUCGUACUUCACGAAGCUCUCCUUCGCCAACACCAAGACGCCCAAGGAGAAGAAGCUUCUGGGCUCUCCGCGUCUCCACAGGGCCAUCUUCGGCCGGCAGAACUCCACGGACAGCAACAGCAUCUUCGAGACCAUCACUUUCCCGGCCACGGCGUCCAUGAACUCACUCCAGGAGCCGCCGGCCGUCUUCCCGCGCACUCCAGCGCCGGUGUCGGCGACUCCCGCGCCUCCGGCCGACUCCUCGCCGCCGGACUACACGCACCUCGAGUAUCCGCCGGUGUUCGAGCCCGAGACGUACUCGCUGAGCGAUCCCAGCACGAGUCUCACGCUGUUGCGGCGGAGGAACAACAAGAACAAGUGAGAAGGGCGCUUCAGACAGUGUAAUUGAUGUCUUCUGUGUGUCUUUAGAAUGCCUUCUGGUGCAUGAUAAAUUAGGAUUCAAGAUCGCAAUAAAUUGAGAUGAUCACUUUCCUUGUUG
Molecule: messenger RNA, 4303 nt
Organism: Phlebotomus argentipes
Lineage: Eukaryota; Metazoa; Arthropoda; Insecta; Diptera; Psychodidae
Gene: cnk
Exons: 5
Coding region: 116-4186 (1356 amino acids)
Molecular function (GO): protein binding
Source: RefSeq, a predicted model, not a curated record